CCGCGCCUCCCUCCCCGCGCCCGCCCCUCGCUCCGCCGCCGCCGCACCUGCCCGCGCCCCCGCCGACAACUUUCCCUGCCUGUUGCGCGCAGCGAGCUCCGUGCCCGGCGGUCACUGCCAUGGGCGCCGCGGAGCAGCGCCACGGGUAGGCGGCCCGCGGGGGUCGGGCCGGGAGCGCUGCCAAGGCUCUCCGCCCUCGCCUCGCUCCGCCGCAGCGAUCGCUGCCCCGCGCUCGGCGAGCAUGGAGGUGCAGCUGGGGGUCGGGCGCGUCUACCCGCGACCGGCGGGCAGGACCUUCCGCGGGGCUUUUCAGAGCUUCUUCCAGAGCGUCUGCGACGCUUUCCAGCCGCCGCGAGAGGAGCCGGGCUCCGGGCAGCCGCCGCCAAACGCGCCCUGCCCGCCGAGUCCCCGGCCGCCGCCGGAGUCCCCCGCCUGCCUGCCGCCCCCGGCCGCCUGCCUGCCGGCCCCCGAGCCCCGCGCCGCCGCCAAGGCGCUGCCGGCCGCCGGCCCCGCCAUGGGCUCGUCCUUCCCCUGCGCCGGAGAGCUGCGGGAGCUGCUGGGCGAGGCGGGUGCGAUGCCGCUGCUGCCGCCGCCCGAGACCGAGCCGGCGGACAAGGAAGACCCGCUGGGCGACAGCGCCCGGCAGCUGUGCCGCGCCGUGUCCGCCUCCAUGGGGCUGGCGCUGGAGGCGCUGGAGGCUCCGGCCGAGGCGCUGCCCCGCGAGGACUGCAUGUUCGCCGUGCCCGCCGGGCCGCCCCGCGCCCCGCGCCCGCCCGCCCGCGACCCCUCGCCCGCCUUCGAGGCCGCCCUGGCCGCAGAGCCGCCCCCCGGGCCGGGGCUGCCCCGCGGCUUCGGCCGCGUCAAGCUGGAGAGCUCGGCGGGGCCGGCCGCGGGCGGCGGCUGGGGCGGCCCGUGUCGCUUCGGGGCCGAGCUGGGCCCGCCGGGCCCCGCGCCCCCCUGGCCCACCUUCUUCGCCGAGGAGGGGCAGCUCUACGGGCCGUGCCCCGAGCCGCCCCCCGGGCCCGCCGACUGUCCUGCCGAUGCCUGGUACCCACCGGGCCGGGCGCCUUUCGCCGUCCCCGCUCCCGGCAUCAAGAGCGAGUUGGAGCCCUGGGUCGAGGGUUACGCCGGCGCUUACGGCGACCUCCGGUUGGAGGCUGGCCGUGACCAUGUCCUGCCCAUUGACUAUUACUUCCCACCUCAGAAGACCUGUUUGAUCUGUGGAGAUGAAGCGUCCGGGUGCCAUUACGGAGCCCUCACAUGUGGGAGCUGCAAAGUGUUCUUCAAACGGGCAGCUGAAGGUAAACAGAAGUACCUCUGUGCCAGCCGGAACGACUGCACCAUCGACAAGUUCCGAAGGAAAAACUGUCCCUCCUGCCGCCUGCGGAAAUGCUACGAGGCUGGGAUGACUCUCGGAGCUCGCAAGCUGAAGAAGCUGGGUAACCUGAAGGCACAGGAUGACAUGGAGGGAGCCAGCUCAUCCAGCCCCACGGAGGAGCAAGCUCCCAAGCUGGUGAUGACACGCAUUGACGGCUACGAGUGCCAGCCCAUCUUCCUCAACGUCCUGGAGGCCAUCGAGCCUGGUGUGGUGUGUGCUGGCCAUGACAACAGUCAGCCUGACUCCUUCUCCAACCUGCUGACCAGCCUGAAUGAGCUCGGGGAGCGGCAGCUGGUCUACGUGGUCAAAUGGGCAAAGGCCCUGCCAGGAUUUCGCAACCUGCAUGUGGAUGACCAGAUGUCAAUAAUCCAGUACUCUUGGAUGGGCCUGAUGGUGUUUGCUAUGGGGUGGAGAUCCUUCACCAAUGUCAAUUCCAGGAUGCUUUACUUCGCUCCAGACCUGGUCUUCAAUGAGUACCGCAUGCACAAAUCCAGGAUGUACAGCCAGUGCAUCAGGAUGCGGCACCUCUCCCAGGAAUUUGGGUGGCUUCAGAUCACACCCCAGGAGUUCCUCUGUAUGAAGGCUCUCCUCUUCUUCAGUAUUAUUCCAGUGGAUGGCCUGAAGAACCAGAAGCUCUUCGAUGAGCUCCGCAUGAAUUACAUUAAGGAACUUGACCGUAUCAUUGCCUGCAAGAGGAAGAACCCCACCUCCUGCUCCCGGAGGUUUUACCAGCUCACCAAGGUCCUGGACUCCGUGCAUCCGAUUGCCAAGGACCUGCAUCAGUUUACAUUUGAUCUCCUAAUCAAGGCACACAUGGUGAGCGUGGACUACCCAGAAAUGAUGGCCGAGAUCAUCUCUGUGCAGGUUCCCAAGAUCCUGUCUGGAAAAGUCAAGCCUAUCUACUUCCACGCACAGUGAUCUUUCAGAGGGACCCCCGUGCUGCCACCCCCAUUCCAGCCAUCUCCUGCCUGUUACUUCUGCACUACUGUCCUGCAGUGCCUUGGGGAAUCCCUCUGCGGUGGUGGCCAAGGGGACAGGCAGUGACAGACCUGCUGGGAUUCCUGAGAUUACUAUUUUCCUGAGGUACCUCUGAAAUGAACCCCUGGCACCAGCCUCUGCCUGGCUCCAGCUGCUCACGGUGCUGGAUGGGGGCAGGCAGGGCAGCGGCACCACGUCUGAGUGUUCUCCUGUGUCACUGUGACUCCAGCAGCCCAGGGCCACGGGACAGCAGGAGAAGUGCCAGCUGUUGGUGGGUUUUGGGUGAUUUUUAUAAAAAGAACACAACA
Molecule: messenger RNA, 2664 nt
Organism: Poecile atricapillus (Black-capped chickadee)
Lineage: Eukaryota; Metazoa; Chordata; Aves; Passeriformes; Paridae
Gene: AR
Product: androgen receptor
Exons: 8
Coding region: 242-2296 (684 amino acids)
Biological process (GO): regulation of DNA-templated transcription; male gonad development; androgen receptor signaling pathway
Cellular component (GO): nucleus
Molecular function (GO): steroid binding; zinc ion binding; nuclear receptor activity
Source: RefSeq, a predicted model, not a curated record